UAAACCGAAAAAAAAAAUAAAACAAGAAGAAAAUGUACUGUGUUGCUCCUGCAAUUUCCUGUCUUCGCACCAACGAACGGGGCAACAAGCUCUCGCCUUUCCUCCUCCGCCGCCGAAGCAGCCUCCACCACCGUCUGCCCCGCCGUGGUCUGCGCCUUCAUCGCCGGGAUUCUCAAGUUAGAGCCAUGAGAACCGUCAUCCAGAGAGUCUCUUCCGCAACUGUCGCGGUGGAUGGUCGCAUCGUGUCGGAGAUUGGACCAGGCCUCUUGGUUCUCGUCGGAAUCCACGAAUCGGACACCGAUUCUGAUGCCGAGUACAUAUGCCGGAAAGUUUUGAACAUGAGAUUGUUCCCUAAUGAGAGUAGUGGCAGAGGAUGGGACCAGAAUGUAAUGCAGAGAAAUUAUGGAGUUCUUCUAGUUAGCCAGUUUACAUUGUACGGGUUCUUGAAGGGUAACAAGCCUGAUUUUCAUGUGGCAAUGCCACCCGAGAAAGCGAAACCUUUCUACGCUUCUUUGGUCGAGAGGUUCCGAAAGGCAUACAAUCCUGAUGCAGUAAAAGAUGGCGUGUUUGGAGCAAUGAUGAAGGUCAAUCUUGUAAAUGAUGGGCCAGUCACUAUGCAGCUCGACUCAUUCCAAUCUUCCAAGAAUGAGGCAAAGGCGCCAACAGAAUCAUAAGAUUGCUAGUCAGCUUGUUUGUCUGGAAAACUUUUUCGGUACAUCUUUCAUUUAAGAGAUACAUUGUGAUAGAUAUUCAUGCAAAACAUUACAGUGUUCACUCUACCAUGAGAGCAUACAUUACAAGUUAAUUAUUUUCCUUGUUCUUCUAA
Molecule: messenger RNA, 826 nt
Organism: Tarenaya hassleriana
Lineage: Eukaryota; Viridiplantae; Streptophyta; Magnoliopsida; Brassicales; Cleomaceae
Product: D-tyrosyl-tRNA(Tyr) deacylase
Exons: 8
Coding region: 33-674 (213 amino acids)
Biological process (GO): tRNA metabolic process
Cellular component (GO): cytoplasm
Molecular function (GO): D-tyrosyl-tRNA(Tyr) deacylase activity
Source: RefSeq, a predicted model, not a curated record